AUGGCCCUUGCCGAUCAGGAUCCUCUCCUCCUCCUCCGGCUGACCAUCUCCUCCGGCAAAGCCUUGGUCCCCUGCCCAUCGGGCGACGCCGGGGCGUCCGAGGUGCCGCUCGCCGAGGCGACGCACCUGCACUUUGCGGGCCACGAGACGGCGCUGCCCCUGACGGUGCCGACGCGCUUCAUCUCCAACGAAAGGGCCGUCGACCUGCGCAGCAUCUACUUUGCCUGGCUCAACCGCGAGCUCGCCAUCCCCGAGUACAAUGCCUCUGCCACGACGCUCAACGAGCAGCUCGCGGCGGCGGCCGACGCCGACGCCGACGAGGACUCGACGGCCAAGGUGCAGAACCUCGGCUUCAUCGAGCGGCUGGAUCUCAUCACCUGGCUCGAGGGUGCCAGCGACGAGAGCGAGUACAUCAAACCGCAGGACGGCGACGCCGCCGCCGCCGCCGCCCCGGCGGCCAAGACCGGGGCCGUCUCGGUCGCGGCCAAGGCGAGGGCGGCCAAGGGCACGCUGGACCCGCGGCUCGCGAGCGUCUACGACGCCGAACGGCGCAUGGGCGACCGCAACACGAUCCUGAGGGGCGUCAAGCCCACGGACUUUUCCCACGUGCGAACGCUCGCCAUCCCCUUCCUCCAGAAGAAGUCGGCGUCGGCGUCGGCCGUCGGCGGGCACGCGGCCCUCUCGUCGUCCCAAAAGGGUCCCGCGCGGCGGCCGGACCCCAUCAUCCUGCUGUCGCCGUCGGCCUCGUCCCUGCUCCGCAUGUCCAACGCCCGGUCGUUCCUCGAGGACGGCAAGUUCGUGCCGCCGGACGCGCAGGCGUCGACGGCGAGCAUGCUCCACGUGCAGCGCGCCAUGGGCUCCAUCGACGCGCACCGGCCGAUCCGCUUCAUCCUCGUCGAGGGCUCGGAGCAGUUCAAGCCCGAGUACUGGAACCGCGUGGUGGCCGUGUUCACGACGGGCCAGACGUGGCAGUUCAAAAACUACAAGUGGAGCAACGCCAACGACCUCUUCAAGCACACGCUCGGCAUCUUUGUCGGCUGGCGGGGCGAGCAGGCGCCGGACAACGUUCGCGCCUGGGGCCACCGCGUGCUCUCGACGGGCGUCGACCGCUGGCGGGGCGGCCUCGGGGACGACGCCUCGCGCUUCAGGGACAAGGAGGUCGUCGAGCAGGUCUGGAAGUCGAUCGAGGCCAGCAUGCGCGGCAGGGGCUGGAGGGCAAACGCCGCGCCGGCGUCGACGUGA
This is a messenger RNA of Drechmeria coniospora, 1242 nucleotides long. RefSeq names its product Pol II transcription elongation factor subunit Cdc73. Gene Ontology annotation, cellular component: Cdc73/Paf1 complex. Gene Ontology annotation, molecular function: RNA polymerase II complex binding. Bases 1 to 1242 code for a protein of 413 amino acids. The record is from RefSeq and is a predicted model, not a curated record. The transcript has 2 exons. Lineage: Eukaryota; Fungi; Ascomycota; Sordariomycetes; Hypocreales; Ophiocordycipitaceae. Gene Ontology annotation, biological process: transcription elongation by RNA polymerase II; positive regulation of transcription elongation by RNA polymerase II.